Molecule: messenger RNA, 2830 nt
Organism: Desarmillaria tabescens
Lineage: Eukaryota; Fungi; Basidiomycota; Agaricomycetes; Agaricales; Physalacriaceae
Product: glycerol-3-phosphate O-acyltransferase
Exons: 9
Coding region: 217-2556 (779 amino acids)
Biological process (GO): phospholipid biosynthetic process
Molecular function (GO): glycerol-3-phosphate O-acyltransferase activity; glycerone-phosphate O-acyltransferase activity
Source: RefSeq, a predicted model, not a curated record
ACUCACUGCUCUCUAUCUGACAUUUGCAUUCUGUACACUUUGCAUCGACUCGGCCAAUUUGCAUGACUGUAAUACAUAUUACGAUAUCAUAUUUGGAUGUGUUGACCACGAGAGUCUCGAAGGCCGGAAAUGGAAGUAUGACAUCGGGUAGAUUGCCAGAGCUUCGCCCCAUCCCCAUUGCUGCCCCAAAGUCUCUUCUCUCUUUUCGUCACCGCCAUGGUCAAGGCAGUAGCCGAACACCCUCGCACCUACGAUGCUGCCAUGCUCUUCUGGCGCAUCGUUACCCAAAUAUUCUUUCGCGAGAUCCGACCCCGGGGUGCAUUCAAUAUACCACGUUCAGGGCCUGUAAUAUUCGUUGGGGCACCUCAUAGUAACCAGUUUCUCGAUCCCCUUCUAUUGAGUCUCGAAGUCUACAAGGAGACACAUCGUCAUGUACAAUUUCUUACGGCAGCAAAGAGUAUGAAAAGGAAGGCGGUCGGCUUUUUCAGUCGGAUGAUGGAAAGUAUCCCCGUCGCCCGCGCUGCCGAUUCUGCCAGCCCUGGUACUGGCAAACUGCGAAUCUCUCCUGAUGAUCCAUGCAUUGUAUUGGGCGACGGAACUCGGUUCCUAUCCGAACUGUCGCCAAAGAUGCAAAUCAUGCUUCCCAAAUCCGUCAACUCGUUGGUCGCCGAAGUUGUAGAAAUCAUAUCCGAUACAGAGUUGAAAGUGAAACGCGAAUUUGGUGGUGAGAAGGGAACAGCAAAGACCCGAGACAAAAUUGCCGAACUCGAGGCUGCAGGAGAAAAGGGAGGACUUCCAUUCAAAAAGCUCCCUUUUGUGGACCAGCAAGAAAUGUACCGAUAUGUUUAUGAGUGCCUACAAAACAACGGGAGCAUUGGUAUCUUCCCUGAAGGUGGUAGUCACGAUCGAACGGAUUUACUCCCGUUGAAGGCUGGUGUCUCUAUAAUGGCUCUAGGCGCGAUGGCGAACAAUCCCAACGUUCGAGUGAAAAUAGUUCCUGUAGGAUUAUCCUACUUCCAUGCUCAUCGUUUCCGCUCCCGCGCAGUCGUGGAAUUUGGCAGCGCUCUAGAUGUCCCCGAAGAAUUAGUGAAGAUGUUUAAACAAGGAGGCACCCAGAAACGCGAAGCGGUUGCUAAAUUUCUAGACCUCGUUUAUGACGCACUCAAAACUGUCACCGUUCGGGCCCCUGAUUAUGAUACGCUCAUGUUGAUUCAAGCGGCACGGAGACUGUAUAAAACACCAGGUCAACACUUGACGUUAGGUCAAGUUGUCGAAUUAAACAGGCGACUGUUAGAAGGAUACACCCAUUUUAAGGAUGAACCUCGAGUAGUGAAACUUCGGAAAGACGUAUUGAAGUACAACCGCCUUCUUCGAGAUCUUGGUCUCAGAGAUCAUCAGGUUCCCCGCGCGGUUAAGGCUAGCUGGGCGACCUUAGGCCUUCUAGGAUAUCGGAUUGCUCUUCUUUUAGUUUGGAGUAUUUUGGCACUGCCGGGGACAAUACUGAAUGGCCCAAUGUUCAUCAUUGCGUCUGUUCUUUCUCGAAAGAAAGCUAAAGAGGCUUUAGCUGAAUCCGUCGUCAAAAUUGCUGCUCGUGACGUGUUAGCGACCUGGAAGGUAUUAAUAUCUCUAGGUGUUGCCCCUUUAUUGUACGGUUUCUACGCGUUUGCUGCCACGCUUUGGUCCAUCCGCGCCAAUCUCCCCCUCAAAUGGAGAAUAGCCACACCUUUUAUUAUGAUUUUGUCCCUGCCAUUCAUGAAUUUUGCAGCUCUGAAAUUUGGCGAGGCUGGGAUGGAUGUUCUGAAAUCUUUGAGGCCGCUGAUUGUAGCACUUGUCCCUGGCCAACAACGAUCGCUCGACAAGUUGAAAGCUAUGCGUACUCAGUUGUCAAACGAAGUAGUGGAUGUUAUCAAUGAUUUCGGACCCAAACUGUAUGAAGAUUUCAACGAGAUACGAAUGUUGCCCACCUCGAGUGUACCUUCUUCUAGUGGGAAACCUGGUCUGUGGAGAAGAACAAGUAGUACUGGCGCUGUCGAUGCUCAAGGUCUGGGUCUCAUUCAUCCCAUGACAUGGAUCGAUGAACGCCUCUUCGGAUGGAGUCGGAGUGCUCGUCGUGGAACCAGUGCUUGGAGCGGAAGCGAUGAAAUUAGUAGAGUUGGCACUCCCGAAGACUCGGACGAAGAAGAUGCCGGUGACUACGACAAUGUCCUCGGUUACCUGCCAGGGCAAGAUGAUUUGUCUAAUCCAGGCUACAAGGCACGAAGUCGCACCAACUCGUAUGCUGAUCUACAACGGAUGCGGCUGUCCCCUCUGCAACCUAUGGCAGCACCCCCGAAAUUCUACCAAAACGAGACGACAAGCCCUUCAUCCCCGACGACAGAAUUGGAUGGAAUACAUUUCCGUAGGGGCCGUAGGAAUCGCAAGUCCAGUCUAUCAGAUGGCGUUCCGGUCGAGCGCAUUGCUUCUGUCGACCGUGGAGAAAGCUUCAAUGAGGCAACAAGCCAUCUGAACGAUGAGAUACGGCAGAGAAAGGAAGGUGGAUCAGACCACCACGAGUGACUUGUCGCAUCAGGGCCUAGCAGGUUAACUACUUCAAUAAGUAGUACCUUCAUAUCUUUUUUUUUCAACGGAUUUCGCCUUUCACUGUACAGUUUCAUUUGAUUCGUAGAAUUCCAUUCGAGAAUACAUCUCAACUUGUUUGUAGGUUUCUGGGACUUUGGGAUUCCUUCAGUUGAAGUCGCAGUGGGUACAUGCACACUCAGACGGUGAAGAGUACGCACACGACGAGGCAUCGGCUAACUAUAAAUCUAUCCCAGAAUCCCAGAACAUUUUC